Messenger RNA from Fusarium verticillioides 7600, 3016 nucleotides. RefSeq lists its product as hypothetical. Gene Ontology annotation, cellular component: lipid droplet. The coding region runs from base 42 to 989 and encodes 315 amino acids. The record is from RefSeq and is a predicted model, not a curated record. The transcript has 3 exons. Gene Ontology annotation, molecular function: lipase activity. Lineage: Eukaryota; Fungi; Ascomycota; Sordariomycetes; Hypocreales; Nectriaceae. Gene Ontology annotation, biological process: lipid storage.
CACAGCUUCACUUCAACACUCAUCAAACUCAUCAACAUACAAUGGCACCUCAAAUAUGGCUGCCCUCAGAGCGCUCUUCAGGGGCUCAACAGAAAGCCCUCGUUCAUUACAUCUGUGGUAACCCGGGCCUCAUCGAAUACUACACCGACUUCCUCAGCCAUGUGCGCGGCCUUUUAGACAAGAUCGAGACAGACACUGCUUAUGAUAUCUACGGCACUAACUUGCUCGGCUUCAGCGACGCUGACCAUGAGCCAUUUACUUCAAAGAAUAAACCUUGGGACCUGGAGGGACAGAUUGAGGGCAUGUACGAUAUCGUUGCGGCCAAAGGAAAAGGGUACGACUUCGUGAUUCUCAUGGGCCAUUCUGUUGGGUCAUUCAUCACUGUUGAAAUCUUUCAUCGCCAUAUGAAGAAUCCGGAGCGAGCGCCGCAUUUGAAGCUUCAACAUGGAUUUCUGAUAUGUCCUACGCUUACGCACCUUGCUCGGUCAUCCAAUGGUGUACAGUUCCAGCUAUUGCGUCAAUUCAUUCCCUUCCUCGACACCGCAGCUUGCUUACUCGCACGUCUUCUCCUCGGCCUUUUCAGUGUCGCAAGCGUGACUUGGAUCGUUCAGCGCCUCCUGGGCUUUACACCUGCGAGUGCAGACGUCACUGCGCGAUGGUUGAAGAGUAGAGAUGGCGUGUUGCAGGCAGUUCAUCUGGGAUUGACGGAGUUGGAGAUGAUAACUGAAGAGAAGUGGAACGACGACCUAUGGGACACGACAGGAGAGGAAAAUGGAGUACCAAAGUUCUUUUUGUUCUAUGCCAAGAAGGAUCACUGGAUUCAUGAUGACGAGAGGGACGGCAUCGUGGAAAAGAGAGGAGAUAAAGCGAGGAUUGUGCAGGAUGAAGGGGAUAUUCCUCAUGCGUUUUGCACGAGAGAGAAUGCGAGCUUAGAAGUUGCAAGGCGAGUCUGCGGUUGGGUCGAAGAGAUCGAAGCAGCCAAGAAGUGAAACGACGUGAAACAAACUUGGGUCAAGAAUACGAGGCCCAGUCCUUUGUUCAAGGACCCUUUGACAAACAAUAACAGACGUGUACAGUGAGCAUUGGUCCAUGACUGAACAUCACGAAGCUGACUCCCAAAAGACUAGACAAGUUUGCCACGAUCUUAUGCAUAAUAGAAAUGAUUUCCAUUGGAUCUCGAUCGAAACUAUAUCAUCAGCCACAUAAUGAAAUGGUUGGCCCUGUCUAUUUACGGCGUGACAUCGCUCGCUGCACUCCCCGCAUGAGGCCGCGUAAGGUUUUCGGGGCGCCGGUUGUGCCAGAAACGGCGACAGACGUCGACCACUUUUUUACUGGGAGAUGACUCGUCAUGUUCUGCUAGGUCUACUUCUAGAAGUUUGUUGAUUCAUGGCAUUCGAUUCACGGUUUGCAAAUUCACCAUCAAUUGAGGGCAGAGAAGUGAGACAAGUGUCACUGGUAUAUUUGCUAUAUUCUGGUGGUUCAAGACCAUUAAUUAUUAACCCGUGAUUCCAAUCACAAAUCCGAAUCCAAUUCCCAUGUACACAUAUUCCAUUCCUCCUCGUUACUUUCCUUUCAGCUCGUAACAAUGCCUGUCACCUCACGUUCAAAACUUGAAUAGUUUUUUCCACGAUGAGGAAUUGGCGCUCAUAAUUGACUCCGUUUACAGAGCAAGGGCCAUGAGGGCAGCCAUGGCCAUGGCGCCGAGACCCUUGAGGCCAGCAGCGCUGUUCUCGCCGACACCUGAGGGAGCGGGAGUGCUGGUGGCACCGCCGGCAGCCUCGGACUUGGUGGUGGGAGUCUCGACGACGGGGGGAACAGCGGUGGUCUUGCUCUCAACGACGGGAGGGACAGAGGUGGUCUCGACGGCGGUGGUCUCGACAGCAGUGGUCCCGACGGCGCUGGUGGUGACGACAACCUUGGUGGAGGUUUCGACCUUGGUGGUGUCGGCCUUGGAGGACUCCUCGGCGGAACCGGAGCCGGAGCCGCCAGAGCAGAGCUUCUCAGUAGCAGGGAGGACCUCGUCUGAGGUGAGUCAGUAUAUAAAUGUCUUGUGUCAUGUAAUUGUGAGUAGAAAACUUACUGAUGGCAACGUCGGAACCACACUUGGUGAUCACACAAGAGGUAGCGGCGCUUCGGACAUCGUCGAAGCUCUUGCAGACACAGGUGAGAUCAGUGGUCUUGCAGUCGGUCUUGCUGGUGAUGGCGUCGUCAAGGCAAGGAAUAGCGCACUUGGGGACGUCGGCGAGAGACUGAGCCGAGACGGCGGUGGCGAGGGCAGCAAUAGCGAAAGAGUACUUCAUCUUGAAGGUUGUUUCUUGGGGUUGUCUUUUUUAAAAGUUGAUAUGCGAGGAAGACACAACGAGUGUAAAGAGGCAAGGCUGAAGCUGAUGCUGAAUUGGUCCAAUGGAAGCGAGUGGAUGAGGAGGAAAAGAAAGAAGGGGAAAGCUUGAGAGAUGGAUGAGAAAGGGCUUUAUGUAUGUGAAGGAAUCAACAAGUUCAGCUCGACUUGGUUAGAGCGUGACGGUGCCGUUGCCCGUUAACCAUUACAGGGAAGACCAGCCUCUUCUUCCUGCAGACUUGCAGGUCAACUUCUUGUUCUUGAUUCUGAUCCUCGUUCCUUUUCUGGAGUCUAGCGUGAGUGGACUGUGGGAGGGGGGUCGGGAUACGCUGCGACGAGCCGGAAGCUGGGAAGUUGGACGAAUGGGAGGUUGAAAGAGGGACAGGGAACUCUUACCAGGGGUGCUAGUUGCUAUUCUUGCUGUGGUAACUCCUCAGAGGGCGUGUAAGAGCUUUUGUUAUGCCGUUGUGAGAGCGGGGCGGGCUUCCGGAUUCGAUACACACGGCCGAGUAGAUCGACGAGGGGUGAUGCCAAAGUCCGGGGGCGAGAUGCGGAGACGGGUCUAGCGCUAGGGCAUGUGAAGUUCUCGGUUCUUCUGUGACUCUCUCUCAAGAAGAACUUUUCGGAGAUUGACCUUGAAAAAGGAACAUGAGCAUGGCACGAACUGUCUAGUUCAUC